Solanum stenotomum is the source of this 2322-nucleotide messenger RNA. RefSeq names its product receptor-like protein EIX2. The transcript has 2 exons. Gene Ontology annotation, molecular function: protein binding. The coding region runs from base 1 to 2322 and encodes 773 amino acids. The record is from RefSeq and is a predicted model, not a curated record. Lineage: Eukaryota; Viridiplantae; Streptophyta; Magnoliopsida; Solanales; Solanaceae.
AUGAGAGGGCUGUACUACAUAGUACUUGUCCUGUUUACUAUAAAGUUUUGUUCUUGCAGUGGAAUUUGCAAAGAAAAUGAGAAAACAGUUUUGCUAAGGUUAAAGAAAGAAGCAAAUGAUCCCACAAAUGUACUAUCUUCUUGGGUUGAUAAAGAAGAUUGUUAUAACUGGGAAGGAGUUUUGUGCCACAAUGUGACUGGUUCUGUCAUUGAGCUAUCGAUUAACGGAUGGGAUUGGUCAGAACUUAAAGGCCUAAAGAUUGAUGAUUUCCAGUGGUUGUCAAGUCUUGAAAAUCUUGAUAGUUUGGACAUGUCUGGUGUGGAUUUAAGUGAAGCAACAAACUGGACUGAGGUGAUUAGCAUGCUUCCUUCUUUGGUUAAUCUUCGUUUUUCGAAUUGUAGUCUUCAUUCAAUACCUCCUUUGUUUGAUCAUAACAGUUCUGUUCUUGAAAAUCUUGAUCUUUCUUUGAAUAACUUUGGCUCUCCGAUUCCUGGGUGGGUUUUCAGUUUUGGUAGUCUUGUUUCUCUUGAAUUCACUGGUAGUAAUUUCACUGGUUCAUUUCCUGAGGGUCCUUUUGACUUGACUUCUUUCACAACAUUGAGAGCUUCUAGCAACUCCUUUGGUUCUGUUUUGCCUCAAUGGUUAUUUGAUCUCAGCAAUCUUGAAUAUCUUGAUUUGAGUUUUAGUGGUCUUGAGGGUCCAAUACCAAAUGGAGUUGGUGAUUUUACCAAGCUUACAUAUCUUAGUCUUGCUUCCAAUAAUCUGAACUCCACUAUCCCAAAUUGGCUCUAUGGAUGCAAGAAUCUUGAAACACUUAUCAUGAAGGAUAACAGUCUUGAGGGAACAGUUUCAGACUCGAUUUCAAAUCUGACAUCUCUAACUAGGAUCGAUAUGUCUGAAAAUUUUCUUUCUGGAAAGUUACCGAGUGUAAUUGGAAAGCUAUGGAAAUUAGAAGAUCUCGAUCUCUCAGAAAAUCGAUUUGAAGGAGAAGUAUAUGAGGUUGGAAGGGGUGUUAACAGAUUCCAAGCUAGUGACAUAGUAAUUGGCAGUUGGUGCUUAGGCCCUGACUUCCCUUUGUGGAUCCAGACUCAACAAUCAAUCAUGAAUUUGGACAUAUCAAAUGCUGGUAUAGUAGGUGAGGUUCCAACUUGGUUCUGGAACUUAUCGUCUCAAAUUCGUUUCCUCAACAUGUCUCACAACCAGCUCAUUGGUGAGAUUCCAACUUUCUCAAUUUCUGAUAGCUCCAUGGGAAGUGGAGGUCCUUGGUUGAUAUACUUGAGUUCCAACAACUUCAGUGGUUUACUCCCACAUAUUCCAACCAUGGUAACAGAGUUAGACCUUUCAGAUAACACUUUCUUGGAAGGUUUAACAAGCUUCUUGUGUGAUAAAAAGAAUGAAUCUUACAUGUUGGAGAUUCUACACCUUGGGGGAAAUCGUUUCUCCGAAGAAAUUCCUGAUUGUUGGAUGAAUUGGCCAGAGUUGAGAGUUGUCAACUUGGGAGAGAAUAAGCUUACCGGAGGAAUCCCAAGAUCCAUUGGAGCUUUAAGCAAUUUGAAAUCUUUGGACUUGAAAAGAAACAAACUUUCUGGUCCAUUGCCUUCAUCCUUGAACAACUGCACAAGAUUGUGGAAAAUAGACAUGAAUGAGAAUGAGUUAGAUGGAAAUUUACCACCUUGGUUUGGUACACUUUCAAAGCUGAUAGUCCUUAGUCUUCGGUCUAAUAAAUUCGAUGGUGAACUAGCUCCAAAACUUUGCAAGCUCAAUGAUCUUCAAAUCUUGGAUCUUGCCAACAACAAUUUGUUUGGAGCUAUACCUCGGUGUGUUAAUAAUUUUACAGCAAUGGUGAAUGGAAGGAAGGAAAUUAGAGAUGGAGACGACGAGAUGGAUUAUUCUUAUUAUGUUGGAGUUUUCAGGGUAAGUGCAAGAGUAGCAACUAAGGGCAACAUGUAUCAGUAUGAUACCAUUUUGUCAUUGUUUACUAGCAUGGAUCUUUCUAACAAUAAUCUUUCUGGAAACAUUCCUAUGAGUCUUACAAGUCUUGUUGGAUUGAGAUCAUUAAAUUUCUCCCACAAUCAGCUGACUAGUAGUAUUCCAAGGGACAUUGACAAGAUGAAGGUAUUAGAAUCACUUGAUAUCUCAAAUAAUCAAUUCUCUGGUGAAAUACCACAAAGCAUUUCGAGUUUGUCCUCUUUGAGCUACUUGAAUGUUUCUCACAACAACUUAUCAGGGCAGAUUCCUGUGAGCACUCAACUUCAAAGCUUUAGCCCUUUUAGUUUUACUGGAAAUAAACUGUGGGCUUCCACUCGUGGAGCGUUGCAGUAA